Molecule: messenger RNA, 1251 nt
Organism: Ciona intestinalis (vase tunicate)
Lineage: Eukaryota; Metazoa; Chordata; Ascidiacea; Phlebobranchia; Cionidae
Product: mitochondrial thiamine pyrophosphate carrier-like
Biological process (GO): transmembrane transport
Source: RefSeq, a predicted model, not a curated record
UUACAAUUAUGGUUGGCUAUGAUAAGGAAAAGGAAACAAACAUAUUAAAAUCAGGUAUAGCUGGUGUUUUUGGUGGACAGAUAACCAGGGCUUUGGUGUGCCCCAUUGAUGUAGUAAAGAUAAGGUUUCAGUUGCAGCCAGGAACAGUUCGCUCUGAGCUUAAGUAUAAUGGCCUGAUUCAGGCUGUGAAAACAAUAUGGAAGGAGGAAAGCAUUUAUGGGUUUUAUAAAGGCCAUGUACCUGCCCAGCUGCUGUCAAUGGUCUAUGGUGGAGUACAGUUUGCUUCAUUUGAAUACAUAACCAAAGCAGCCAAUGAAAUCAUUCCACAUUCAAAAGAUGACCACUCCGUACGCAGUGUUGUUCAUUUUGGGUGUGGGUGUCUAAGUGGUGCAAUUUGUACUUUGACUUCUCAACCGUUUGAUGUUGUUCGAACACGCUUUGCUGCACAGAAAGAACCAAAACAAUACCGUACUGUGACCUCGGCAAUAAAGGGAAUGUAUGUGGGAGAGGGUUUAUCGAGUUUUUUUAAGGGACUCACUCCAGCACUAAGUCAAAUAAUCCCAUAUUCUGGCUUCACCUUUUGUUUUAACUCUCUGCUGCAAGGUUUAUGGCGAGAGUGCUCUUUCAAUGAAGGUCCAGUAAGUCAUACCAUAUGUGGUGGAGGUGCUGGUUUAAUGAGCAAAUGCAUUGUUUAUCCAAUGGAUGUGGUAAAGAAAAGGCUGCAGGUACAAGGUUUUAGCGAAGCUACUAUCUCAGAAGUAGUAACCUACAAUGGUUUCAGGGACUGUAUUUCGACUAUUAAAAAGCAAGAAGGCGUGCGUGGCUUUUACAAAGGCUUACAUGUUGCAGCGAUUAAGUCCACAUGCACGUCUGCGCUUAUUUUCCUAACUUACGAAUGCAUUUCUGAUUUCAUAAGGUAGAUGGUAAUUCUUCAAAUAAUGUAUGCCUUACACUGUUGUUAGCGCUCAGGUUUGGGUGUCCUUUGCGUGUCAUUUAUUUAGCUGUGACAUUACCUAACAUGUGUUUUAAUUGCUGGUUCUAUAUCUUAAUACAUUGUUUGCGUCCAGAAAUCAUUGACACCCUAACACGAAUAGCGUUAUUGCCACCGGUAGUAUCAUAGUACAUAUUUACAGUUUACCUUAUGUUCUCCAUUGCUUUCUUGUUAGUAUUUGUAACGAUUGCAACCAUGAGACUGUUAUUUUAAUGUGCACCUCGUUUGGUUCCAUCAUUAAAAUCUCUUUUUUAAAUUUU